AUGCCUCUCCUGCGUGGGCGCUGUCCUGGCCGCCGCCACUAUCGCCGCUUGGCCCUGCUCGGCCUGCAGCCCGCUCCCCGCUUCGCCCACUCGGAGCCCCCGCGCCAGCGGCCCCUCAGCGCAUGUCAUCUUCUCUUCCGGGAAAUGGCUGUUGGACUUGUGGUGUUUUUUACGACCUUCUUAACACCAGCUGCAUAUGUGCUAGGCAACCUGAAGCAGUUCAGAAGGAAUUAGAUGGAAGAUGAUGUUGAACAGCUGUUAACGUCCAAAAAACUUUCAGAAAAAGCUGUGUUUUUGUUAACGAGCAAAAUUGCCUAGUUGAGUUGAUGCAACCAUUGUGGUAUUCACUUUCCUCAUGUUUAUGAUGAAUAUUUUGCACUUUUUUAGUACUGUGCAUUAUAUAGAUGUAUAGUCAAAAAUGUUCUGCUUAAGUGUUAAAACGGAAACACUUAUUCGUGCUUGGUAAUAUGUGUGCAGAUUAUUUUCUAAACAUCGUGAAAGCUGAUGAAAAUUUACCGAGAACUGCUGUGAAAGGUCUGACUUAGUGACUCAGGGAGUGACAUUAAGUGUUACUAUAUGGGAGUGAAUGUAUCUAGUGACAUCACCCUUAAAAGAUUAGAUGUGUAGCUGUGAGGUAAUAUAAGUUUAGCUAAAUGGUUUUUAUGUUCUAUUAGUACUGCCAUGCCACACUUCACAAUUUGCUGUGAGAAGUACAACCAUUUCUUUUCUUUGCCUCUUUAAAUGACUACACGUCAGAAUGUGAAGAAUGAGUACAUCUCCUAUUUUAAUGAUUUUAUUAUCUUCUCUUAGUCUUCUGUGAGGUUUGAAGAAUCAUACACAUCUUUGAACUGUCUUAGCUGUUGAUUAUGCUGUUAUCAUGGGCAACAUAGUUCAACUCUGAGUCUUGGUUUCCUUAUCUCUGUAAUGGGGACUUAAAAUUGCUGUCUUGAAGUGAUGUUGUGGAAAUAAAACAUUGAACAAAGAAAGAUAAAGUACCUCUCAACAUAGUACCUGAAACAAUAGUCAAUAAAUAGAAGUUGGGCAACCCGCUGGGGUCCCCUUCCACACUGUGGAAGCUUUGUUCUUUCGCUCUUCGCAGUGAAUCUUGCUGCUGCUCACUAUUUGGGUCCGCGCCGCCUUUAAGAGCUGUUAACACUCACGGCAAGGUCUGCAGCUUCACUCCUGAAGCCAGCGAGACCACGAACCCACCAGAAGGAGGAAACUCCGGACACAUCUGAACAUCUGAAGGAACAAACUCCGGACACACACCAUCUUUAAGAACUGUAACACUCACCGUGAAGGUCCGCAGCUUCGUUCUUGAAGUCAGCGAGACCAAGAACCCACCAAUUCCGGACACAAUAAGUGAUUAACAGCAGAUAUACCAAUUGUGAGAAACAAACACAUAUUCACCUGGCCAAACCCUUGGAGACAUGAAGAACAGCAGAAGCGAGACUUUUAAUGGCAGGCUUGCAAGACUGGCCCUCUGGUAGGCAGGCACACCUGGGGCAGUUACAGCAGGUAAUUUAUCCCCUUGCAUGUAAUAAGUCCCUCCCCCAGUUCCUCACUAGUCAAGUACUAUGGGGUUACAAUCUUCCUGGAUGUUGCCUAAGUUUCAUUAUCCCCCUAUAAGGUUAUACCCCAGUCCCCUUCCACACUUAAGUUUUGAUUUCCCAAUAACAAAACUUUCUUCCCUUUCAUGGGCUGAUCUCUCCUCUACAUUCUGUUUGCUUAUUGACCUUCUAGGUGCGUGAGCUGUGUGGUUUGUUACAUCCACAGGCUGGCUGCACGUACUUAGAUUUAUCAUGCCUUGAAAGUGGACUGUUUAAAGUGUUUUCUCACACCAAUUAUUUUAUAUCUACCUUCGCUAAAUAUUUCAGGUUUAAUAAAAACAGCUGAGGCUUCUGAAUUAUUGGCAAAAUGUUCUUGUGGUUAAGGUUCUUACUCAGGUGAACCUGAUGUUCACAGGCUUUAUAAAUGAUUAACAGAGAAAUAACUUUAAAUGACAACUAGUUUUGUCUAAUAUCUUCAUUUUUCAGAAGUAAUCUAGGUAAACUGUUAAAAAUAAAAAAAAUUAAGUGCAUAAAAAUAGGAUAAAUGCUUCCAGGUAAACUUUUUAUGUAAUUUUAAAAUCGUAAAAUUAUUUUGGAUGCUUGUUGAAUAUUUGGGUCAUUUCUAACUAAGAAAGAGUUAUAAUAUGGGAAAAUGUAUUUCUAAAAUUGUGGAGUGGUUUCAUCUAUAAAAUGUUCACAUCUGAUAGUUCAGGAUUUCUUGCUUCCUAGGUUUUCACUAAAAUUUAAGGUUACUAAGAAUAAGAAUUCUAGUUAAUAUAUAAUUCUUAUAUAAUUCUAUAAGUUGUGUUCUUGAGAAAAAAUAAUUUUAUAUAAUUUAGAAGUUAUUCAAAAGUUAAAAAAAGGUAAAAAGAAAAUAGGAAGUAAAAGAGAUGUGAGAAAAGUUAUGAAUGUAAAUAUAUUUUUGGUAAGUAAGAUUGUUUAAAAAUAAUAAUUUUAUCCAAAAAAGAUCUUGUGUGGUAAAUUUUUGUCUUAAAGUAAAAUAACUGGUUAUUUUUAAAAAGAAGUGUAAUGUAAGACAAGAAAGUAAAAAAUGUUAUAAAUGGGCUGUGUAAGUGGUUAUAAGGUAUAAGAAACAGAAUUUAUAAAAGGAACGUUGUAAGUAAUUAAGUUGGUUAUAAUUAAAAAGGAAACCAUUAUAAUAGUCUUUCUAAAGGUUAGCCCCUUACAUUAAAACAGGGUUACUUAAGGUAUUGCUUUGCUUUUAGGGAAAUUACAAGAGGUUUUGAUUUUUAAUUAUAUAACCAAUUUCUUUUAAAAACUUCUUAGAUUCGUAUCUCAGAGGUUCAACAUUUGUUGUGUCUUGUUGCUUUCAGCUUUUCCUCCCCUUGAGAAGGCUUGAGAUGACAACUCUCUUCCUCAGUUUUUUCAUCACUCCUGAAAUUUUUUGCCUCUAGCUGUUGUUGUGGCCUAAUACUAAAAUGUUUUAUCUUAAAGGUCUAAAAAAGCAAUGUUUACCUCCAGUAUAACUUUAUCUGUACUCUUGAUUUUUCUUGAUAAGUCUAAAUUUUUCAAUGUAAUCAGGAAUUUCUCAUGCUAUUACUAAGAGUCAUGUAUUCUCCUGCUAUACUCAUAACCUUGAACAGACUCUGUGUCUGAUUAAAUUCAUGUACUCUUUUCAACAGGUUUGACUUUUGGGUUAUCUAAAUGGGCUUCCCAUAAGGAGAAGCAAUUACACUGCAGGAAGUUUUCUUUGCCUUUUUGGUACUUGGCUUAAAAAAACAAAGAUUUUACAUUUUAUUAAUAGCAAAAUAAUUUCUAUAUUAUAUUCGUAGGUUUUUGAUUCUUUAGGAAACUAAAAUUUAAAAGGGCUAAGGUAUUUAUAUUCAUAUAACUUUGCGUAUUGCUUUUAAAGUCUUUUAAUUAUCAAUCUUUGGUUAAAUGAACACAUUUUUUGUUUUGGUGAAAUGUUUUGAGCCUUUUAACAUCUUUAAUAAAUA
Gorilla gorilla gorilla (western lowland gorilla) is the source of this 3508-nucleotide messenger RNA. RefSeq names its product cytochrome c oxidase subunit 8C (gene COX8C). Gene Ontology annotation, biological process: mitochondrial electron transport, cytochrome c to oxygen. The transcript is spliced from 2 exons. The record is from RefSeq and is a predicted model, not a curated record. Gene Ontology annotation, cellular component: mitochondrion; respiratory chain complex IV. The coding region runs from base 1 to 234 and encodes 77 amino acids. NCBI's taxonomy places the organism in Eukaryota, Metazoa, Chordata, Mammalia, Primates, Hominidae.